UUUUUCAGAGUUAAACUAUUUAAAUGAUUCCCAAGUAAAACAAUAUACUAUACAUAAUAGUAAUGAACAGCUAAAUGAUGUUUUAGACAUUGUUCGAUAUAUUCCGUUGAAAAUAAAGAGUACUAAUAAUUAUCAAAUAAAUUUAUCCCAUAUAUUUAGUUAUAUCAAGUUUGAUUUUGACAUUAAAAAUUUACAAAUAUUUAAUAAAAUAUUAAAUACAGCCAUAGUUCGUCCAAUUUUAAUAAUUGUAUGUUUUUACUUUUCACUGGUUAAAAAAUUUGUUUUAAUUCCUAAUUUUCAAAAUGAAAAAUUAAAAUACGUUUCGAAAUAUAAAAUCAUUGAAAUGGGUCAACAAAUUGUUGAAAAUAUGAAAUGCUUUAUGGAUUUAAAUUUAUUUGGAGAAGGAUAUACAACUAGAUUUAAGGAUAUGUUUAAUAAAACGUAUGAACUUAUUUCAUCCUACAAAGAUCGUAAUUAUUUGUUUAUAAGUAAUGAAGCAUUUUUAAUAUCAAAAAUUUUUUAUGGAUACAUAAGAAAAAGUAUUAUAAUUUUUAAUAAUAUUGAAUUACGGAAAAAAAAAGUCACAGAAGACAAUAUAUAUGAAAUAUGUGAUUUAGCUGCUAAAGAAGUAAAUAAAAUUGCAUCAUUUGUUUCAGCAUUGAAAAGAUAUCAGUAUUGUUUUGAGAUUGCAAAUAAAUAUUUUCAUAUAGGAUAUCUAGAAAUGAGUUCAUUUAAAAUUAUUUUCAAACAAAAUAUUCCAUUUGAACAAUUAGGAAAUCAUGAAAACUUAUAUAGAUCAGUAUAUAUUCCUGAAGUUAAUACAAGUGAUGUAAACAAAUAUAGUAGUCAUAGCUUAAGUAAUGAAAAUGAUGAGAUGAAUAAUAAUGAAAAUAAAAAUUUGAAUGUCGAAAUUCACACAAUUUACACUCCUAAAUAUCUAAUUGAUUAUUUGCUUUAUGAGUAAUUUAAUAAUGAAUUUACAAAUUGUAAUGUGAAUAAAUC
Molecule: messenger RNA, 1002 nt
Organism: Daktulosphaira vitifoliae (grape phylloxera)
Lineage: Eukaryota; Metazoa; Arthropoda; Insecta; Hemiptera; Phylloxeridae
Exons: 2
Coding region: 344-964 (206 amino acids)
Source: RefSeq, a predicted model, not a curated record